GCAAGCGCAGUCCGUGUACUGCCCGAGAUUUUCCCGGUGUGGUUUAAGCUGUUUAUGGAUCUAAAUACGUAAACGGGACUGCAAUGGACGUAAAUUCGAGACCUACUGGUGUAGCGAAGAUACCGGCAGCUGCGUUUACACGGUGGUUUCAUUCGUAUCACUAAGUCGGCAGCUUUACUAGGUUACUAACGGCAACGGUGCUGCUAGCUAACCUAACGGAGCAGCGCCGAGGAGAUGAAGCAGCCGAGCUAACGCUAUUGCAGAUUAGAGGUUUCUUCGGGCAUAUUCUUUAAAAAGGACCACGUUUCUGGAAUGCCUUUCUCCAAAAAAUGCUCCGUGUUUAAAGUGGUGCUCAGUGCCCUGCUGAUAGUAGCGCUGCUGCAGCUCAUCUACCUGUCGUUCCUCUCGAAGCUUCACGGCAAGGAGCAGCGCUACAGGUAUUCAGAACUGUUUGGGUCCAAGAAAAACGCUCACCUGGGGGAAAAGAACACCAAGAAAGAGCGACUGAGGUAUUCUUUGUCCAGCGGGGGCAUCUUCGACAACAGUGGUCAGUAUCGCAUUUAUAAAAACCUAAUCAAAAGCGAUUUCUCGACCAGUCAGAAGCCAGGCGCUGACCCCAGGUCUCACCACCUCUCCUUGGCCACCCACACCACCAUCAACAACCUCCAUCACCUGGACUCUCUGCUUGAACGCUGGCGCAACCCUCUUUCCGUUGCUAUAUUUGCUCACGGCCAGGAUGUCAGGUUUGCCACAGCCCUUGUGUAUGCCCUCAGCCUCUUCUGCCCACAAGUCCAAGAACUGGUGGACUUCCACCUGGUCUGCCACUCUGAGGAGACAGCCAGCUUUCCAGAGCAAGACAGAGAGCACUUUGCUGGCCUUGAGGAGCAAGGGUGCCCUGGUGUGUUUGCGAAGCUCGAGUCCCACAGGGACAAGUACAAAAACUAUGCCAUUGGGAGCAACGUCUCCUACCCCAACAACCUCCUCCGAAACGUGGCUCGUACUGGCACAGAUGCUGCCUAUGUCCUGGUCAUUGACAUCGACAUGGUGCCCAGUGCGGACUUGCACCAUCAGUUUGUCACUAUGCUGAUGAGACGCGAGCCGCCCCAGGAUGAGGUCCUGGUUCUGCCUGCCUUCGAAAUCAGGCACACACGCAAAAUGCCAGCUUCCAAGGCAGAACUCGUGCAGCUGUAUCAGGUCGGCGAGGUGAGGCCCUUCUACGAGGAGCUGUGCCCACGAUGCCAGGCCCCCACUAACUACUCUCGAUGGAUUAAUCUAGCCGCCAAAAGUUCUGGGCCUUUGGAGGUUGCAUACACCCUGAAUUGGGUCGACCCAUGGGAGCCUUUCUACAUUGGAGCCAAAACCGUGCCCCUGUAUGAUGAGAACUUCAAGCAGUAUGGCUUUAACCGCAUCAGCCAGGCCUGUGAGCUUCACAUUGCUGGAUUCAGAUUCUCUGUCGUAAGUAAUGCCUUUCUGGUGCACAGAGGCUUUAAGGUCCAAGGGGAGUUCCACAGCCGCAAGGACGAGGAGAACCGCAGGAACCGACUGCUCUUCCGCAGCUUCAAGGAGGGUCUGAAAACCAAGUACCCCAACUCCCCUCGCCGCUGUUGAGGCCUGAACACACACCUUUACAUAAAGGCACCAAAGUGUGGGGUUAAGAUGAAUACUUAUUCUUGGGACAUUUCAUGGCAAAGUCAACUGAAAGGUCAUAGUACUCACUUUGUUGCAGUCGGGGCAGUUUACAUUCUGUUCCGGUGCAUUAUUUGGACAUAUUGCCAAGCUAUUUUGUGGCAUGGAAAGUGUGAAAAUAUAACUUAUUUAAUUUAUUGCUCACUGACUCAACAUUUGGUACUACACUGGAGAACAGGGUCCGCAUACACUGCUCAGCAGUUUGGAAUCAAGGUUUUUGACGUAAAACGUUUUGGUUGCGGAAGCACAUAAAAGUGUGUAAAAGCUGUGAAUAGAAAUGAAGAAAUGUUUGAUGUGUCCAAAAUGAUGAACUGAGCUGUAGAAGAUUCUAAAAUGCCUGAACGAAUUUUAUAACAUUGAGAAUUAAGUUAUAAGAAAAUUAAUUAAGCCUAGGCCUCAUCGUCAGGAGGUUGCAAGUCCAUUCCCUCGCGAUUCUUCAUCCCUGGCCGGGAGCCCUAAAGAUCAUAAUUGUUCUUGCUUGUUGUAGGUGAGUAAGAUGGCCCUCCCUCUUCACCCCUCACUCAGCUAGCCAAUGUGGGCGUCUUUACCUGAUGUAUCAAUAUGUUAACAGCAGUAUAAAAAAACAGAUUUGGUGGUACUUCAUUUGUCUCAGAGGAAGCAUGUGCUAGGCCCAGCUAGCAGGGGAAAUUGGCCACAACUAAAUUGGGGAGGAAAUUGGGUUAAAAAAAAAAAAAUCCAGAAUUAAUUGUAUUCCGAAAGUGGAGAUCCAAUCUCAAGGCAGAGAACUUGACAGAGAAGUGUAAAUAGAUAAUUGCAGUAUAAUAUUUAUUAUUACUUAAAUGAGUUGCCUUUUCAGCGAAUUCUAGGAAUACAAAAAAGAAAUGGAUUUUUCACAAAUUCUUAUUUAUAACUCCACAUUGUGUGUUAUUAAUAUGUCAAAUAAUAGAAGUGUUUCCAAACUGAUUCCAAACUUUUGAAGAGUGUACCUACAUUAAAACUGGAAGCAGCGCACAACACCACAGCUUUCAAAAGAUAAUACUAAGCAACCUUGGCACAAUUGAAAGUCAGUGAAAGUGUAACAUUAUAUGAAAAAACAAGGACCUGGAGGUGGAAGAAAAACAAAGCCUUUUGAAGUCUUUAGCCUAAAAUAUUCCGAACAUAAGUUUUUGAAGCAGGUACAGUUGAGCUGUUAUAUUUAUCAGCUCGUUGCGUCUUUGAUGUAGAAAAACCCUCCAAUAUUUAUGUAAAUUUAUUUCAGGAAACAGCAUCCAGUUUUCUGGAAGAAUUCAAAUGAUUUGAAAAUGUUGAUGCUCACAGUAUCUUAUCUAUGAAUAUAUAACGUAGCAUAUGGGCAUAGGGAAAGGUUAGAACACUAAAUAAAAAUAAUAGUGAUAAACAGCGCCACUGACUCUAUAGAGGCCAUUUGGGAUGAAUUAGUUCAGUAGUGUCAAUAAAUGUGAACACUAUGAUGGCUUUCAGCUUGUGAGCAAUUGAAUGUGACCUUAUCCAGGUUCUGUCCGUUAUCUUCCCAAAAUUAGUUUACAUACUACAAAUCUCAUUGCUGUUGGUAGGAAACGUAAAGGGGAGGCAUGCUGAAAAAUAACUCCUUUGAAAGUGUUGCAACUGAUGUGCUGUGAUGGUCAUUUGUAGUAUCUCAGCUACACUGCACCAAUGACUGACUCAGAAAUGAAUGAAAUAAAGACUAUUUUCCAGCUUG
Molecule: messenger RNA, 3364 nt
Organism: Pygocentrus nattereri (red-bellied piranha)
Lineage: Eukaryota; Metazoa; Chordata; Actinopteri; Characiformes; Serrasalmidae
Gene: b4gat1
Product: beta-1,4-glucuronyltransferase 1
Exons: 2
Coding region: 313-1608 (431 amino acids)
Molecular function (GO): glucuronosyltransferase activity
Source: RefSeq, a predicted model, not a curated record